Molecule: messenger RNA, 832 nt
Organism: Bufo bufo (common toad)
Lineage: Eukaryota; Metazoa; Chordata; Amphibia; Anura; Bufonidae
Gene: SHISAL2A
Product: shisa like 2A
Exons: 4
Coding region: 1-507 (168 amino acids)
Source: RefSeq, a predicted model, not a curated record
AUGAGUGCAGAGUGCUCCAGUUACACCACGGUUGAGAAGGUGCUGGUUGGGGCUUUUAGCUGUCCAAGGGGAGACAGUGACCUUGGAGCCAUAUAUUGCUGCGGCUUUAAGGACUUCAAAUACUGCUGCGAUGACCCGAACAGUUUCUUCCCCUAUGAGCACAGUUACAUGUGGUGGCUGAGCGUGGGGGCACUGGUGGGCUUAUCCAUAGCAGCGGUGGUCCUGCUGGCAUUUAUCAUCACCGUUUGUGUUCUCUGCUACCUGUUCAUCAGUAACAAGCCGCACAACAAGCUGGACACUGGGCUGAGCCUACAGACAGCAGGCACUGAACAAAACUCUCUGGAGGGCCCCAGCCGGUCCGGCCAAUCAACAGUGCCCAGUGGCUUUAAGCGGCAUUUUCUGAGCCAUAAAUUGGACUGCGAUAAUCAGCCCCAAGACCCGGACAGAUUGUUUCAGAGAUGUUUCCUUGCCACUGUGACAACCAUCAACGUCCAAGGACCUUCUUGAGCUCAGCCGUCAUCGCAACAAGUCGUUGUGCGAGGAUUCUGUGUUUUCAAACAGCUGCUUGGCUUUGAUCUCUUGUGCCCACCGCCUUACAACCCACAUGCCAUGCGUUCUAUCAGUAAACCUUACUAUUGCCUCUUUUACAUUGUUAGUCUUUGAGUGGCAUUUGUACUAAUCUUCUUUUUCCAGAAAAACAGUCUCAUGGCUUGGAAACGAAAAGCUCUUGGAGGCUUUGAUGGCAUUAGAAUUGGAAGAACAGCUUGCCGUAUGAAUGGGACGGAUCUACUAGAACAGGAAUCUUAACAUUUAUUCCUGUCCCACUUGGAUA